This is a messenger RNA of Penicillium brevicompactum, 2034 nucleotides long. RefSeq names its product GMC family oxidoreductase. Gene Ontology annotation, molecular function: oxidoreductase activity, acting on CH-OH group of donors; flavin adenine dinucleotide binding. The coding region runs from base 1 to 2034 and encodes 677 amino acids. The record is from RefSeq and is a predicted model, not a curated record. The transcript has 3 exons. Lineage: Eukaryota; Fungi; Ascomycota; Eurotiomycetes; Eurotiales; Aspergillaceae.
AUGCGCUUCUUAACAGCACUCGGGCUGUUAUCCACUCUUUCAACUGCGUUUGCCCUUGACCAUACAGGAGAUGGCCAUCUGCAUGGUGCACACAAGCGUGCUUCUCCGAAGGGAAACAGCACCGCUUCAGCUCCCAACUAUGACUAUGUUGUAGUUGGAUCGGGUCCAGGAGGUGGUCCUCUAGCGGCUCGAUUGGCUAUUGCUGGAUACAAGGUCCUCAUCUUGGAUGCAGGAGACGACCAGGGCAAUGCUACCAGACAGAUGGUUCCUGCCCUGCAACUGCAGUCUACUGAAUACGAGCCGAUGAGAUGGGAUUAUUUCGUCAACCACUAUUCCAACUUGACUCGCCAAGAGCAGGACUCGAAAAUGACCUACCGCACCCCAGCAGGUGAUCUGCACGUCGGAAGCAACGCUCCUGCUGAUUCGGAGCCCUUGGGCAUCUUAUACCCUAGAGCGGGUACUCUGGGAGGAUGUUCCGCUCAUAAUGCCAUGAUUACUAUCUACCCAUACGAGAAUGACUGGGAGAACCUGGCCGGUCUGACUGGUAAUGACUCUUGGUCAGCUGCCAACAUGCGUCAGUACUUCGAGAGAUUAGAGCGCAACCGAUACUUGCCCAGCAGCUUGGUGGGUCACGGGUUCGAAGGAUGGCUCACCACGAGUUUGACCGACUUGCGUCUUGUGAUCGAGGACCAAAAGCUUCUUUCUUUGAUUCUCGCCGCUGCAACAGCUGCGGGUCAAGGCUUGUUGGGUAAGCUGAUAAACACUGUUACAGGUCUUGCAGAUGUCCUGCUGCGUGAUUUGAACAACCCUCUCCCCACGCGUGACUACGAUGAAGGUCCAUACCAAGUUCCUCUUGCCGUCGAUGUCCCCGAAUACAAACGUACCGGUCCUCGUGACUUCCUCAUCAAGACUGCCAAUGCUGUUAACCCGGAUGGCUCACGCAAGUACCACCUCGACAUUCAGCUCAACACUUUGGUCACCAACGUCCGCUUCGACACCACUGGACCCAAGCCCCGUGCUACCGGAGUCGACUAUCUAUUGGGCCAGAGCCUCUACCGAGCAGACCCCCGAGCCUCACGAACAUCCGCCGGUGGCACCCCAGGGAGCGUCAGUGCUGCUCGUGAAGUCAUUCUGGCUGCCGGAUCCUUCAACACCCCCCAGUUGCUCAAGCUGAGCGGUAUCGGCCCGAAGAAUGAGCUGUCCAAGUUUGGAAUCUCGACUCUCGUGGAUUCACCCGGUGUUGGCUCCAACAUGCAAGACCGCUACGAGAUGGGUACUAUUGGAAAGUCCCCGACCGACUUUGUCCUCACAUCCAAGUGCACAUUCAUGUACAGCAUGCCUGAUCCUUGUCUGGAUCAGUGGGAGAAUGACCCCUUGUUCAAAGGCACUUAUACCACCAACGGAAUUGCAAUUGCAGUCGUCCGCAAGUCAUCUGUCGCUGAAGAUGAGCCGGACUUGUUGAUUACGGGAGCACCAGUCAAUUUCCCCGGGUACUACCCCAACUACGCAUAUGACGGAUUGAAAGAUGCCCAGCAUUGGACAUGGAUUACCUUGAAGGCUCGCAGCCGCAACAAUGCUGGAACAGUUGAACUGCGAUCCACCGACCCCCGCGACAUGCCCAUCAUCAACUUCAACUCGUUCGAUUCCGGAGUCACUGACGACAACGGCGACGAGAAAGACUUGCAGGCUGUUUACGAAGCCAUGCAAUUCUCCCGUACCAUAUACGAAGAUCUUGUGCCUCUUGAUGGAGCAUUCGAAGAGGUUUGGCCUGGUCCGAAUGUGACUACCGAGUCAGAGAUGAAGGAUUUCAUCAAGAAGGAAGCUUGGGGUCACCACGCUUGCUGCACAGCGGCCAUUGGAGAAGAUGACGACCCUCAAGCCGUGCUGGACGCGGAUUUCCGUGUUCGCGGCGUUGAUGGUCUGCGUGUUGUCGAUGCAUCGUCCUUCCCCAACAUCCCAGGUUAUUAUAUCGCUUUGCCUAUCUACAUGAUCAGCGAGAAGGCCGCCGAGGUCAUCAUUGCCGACGCGGCUUGA